GAGAGUAGUAAAAAUGAGAAGAAAGAGAAUGUGAGUGGAUUGUAUAGUAUCGGACAUUGUGGUGAGAAAAAGAAGAAAAUUAAAAGAAACAAAAAUAAGAUACUCACCUGCUACCAAAACACCAGUAAUAUGGACAAGGACGAAAAGCAGAUGCUUGAGCAGAAUUCGGAGUAUGUCGAAGGUGGAGAAUCAGUUAUAGAACCUAAAGUAGAAGAUGAAAAUAGAUUAGUAUUUGACCGUGGAAAAUUAAUUAAAAGUGAAGCUCCAAUAUCUGAUAUACAUUGUGGUGAAAAUGAUGCUGAAAGUAUACUUGUGGAAUCUGAUGGUAAAAAGCGCAUAGCCAGAUUUGAUAAAGCCACAGUAUUUGAGUGGGAUACGAAAGUUGCUGAUGAUGUUGAGUCUUGUAGACAAACCGAUGUUGAGUAUAGUUACCAAAAGGGUAGUAAUAGUUCAAAUGCGAAUAAUAAAGAAAGGGAAACGUACGAUGAUGUAAUUAAGAAAGAAGAUGGAAACCUAAGAGAUAAAAUAGGAAUUAGGGGUACAGACAUGGUGUCUAAUAAAGGUGAAUCUGUUAAUUUAGGUGAGAAAGAUGUAAAGCUGGUUGGAAGUAUAGCUCCAAAAAACAUAGCUAUAAUCUACUGUGACGAUGAAAGUAUUUCAAUUGAUUCAGGUGAUAACCAUAAUAUGAGCAUCGCUAAGGUUGGCAGUAAUAGACCUGAAGAGUGCAAAUAUCAUUGCAAGUAUAAAAUCCAUAUAAAGGAUUAUUGCAGAACUAGAGCUAGCAAUGUGGAUAAGGAUAAUGUCCUUGGUCAAUUGUUGAUGAAACGAAUAGGCGAUA
Molecule: messenger RNA, 838 nt
Organism: Racocetra persica
Lineage: Eukaryota; Fungi; Glomeromycota; Glomeromycetes; Diversisporales; Gigasporaceae
Source: the annotation of a GenBank genome assembly